Necator americanus (New World hookworm) is the source of this 6498-nucleotide messenger RNA. RefSeq lists its product as uncharacterized. The transcript has 5 exons. The record is from RefSeq and is a predicted model, not a curated record. The coding region runs from base 1 to 6498 and encodes 2165 amino acids. Lineage: Eukaryota; Metazoa; Nematoda; Chromadorea; Rhabditida; Ancylostomatidae. Gene Ontology annotation, molecular function: aspartic-type endopeptidase activity. Gene Ontology annotation, biological process: proteolysis.
AUGACACUUGUUUUUCACAAAAGGCCGAUAUUGCUGAGUGCAAAAACGCUGCAGUCACUACUGGAUAAGUACAGUACUUACUCAGAUGAGAUAAAACCAUCAGGAACAGAUGAGGAAAGGUACGAAGAGUAUCUCAGUGCCGCAAAUUUGCUCUCUGGAAGCAUAGAGACAAUCAAAAUGAGCAGAAACGCUUUUCAGGCAUUGAUAGAUAAAUUGCAAAAAGAAUAUGAAGAAGCAAGAUCUAAGGGAAAUAAAAAAGACCUCACAAAUGAAGUUGAGGAGAUUGAAAAUGACGCGCAAUUCAAUGAAAGGAUUGCAAAGGCAAACGAAAUGGUAUAUAUACUAAGUGCCAGAGUCACAGAAGCACGGAAUCACAUGGGAAAACUUGCAAGGAAGAUGGGAAUAACUCACAGAGAGCCCACAAAACAAAAACCUGCAAGAAUAAAUGAAACUCACGCAGAUCAGCAGACCGCAACAGAGUCAACUGCGACUGAGGAAACCGAAGAAGGUUCUUCACAAAAUGACGCCAUUUGGAACAACAAUUCGGAAGACAAUUCAAAUUCCGAAAAAAGUAGAGAAGACGAUGAAGAUUUCAUAUGUCGUACUCUCAAACCAAGGCAACUAAGUUUGCCACGAUUCUACGGGGACGAAGAAGAGUUCCCUGAAUUUUGGGCAAUAUAUGAAACGCUCGUUGACCAAACAGCAAAGAAUGAUGCUGAUAGCUGUAUGAACACGUUCGACAAAAUUCGAAUGCUCGUGAAUCAAAUGGUCUCUGCAGGCCAAAAUAUACCACAAAUGCAAGAUGCGAUGUGGACAGAGAAAAUUUUGGAGAAAUUUCCUUACACUAUAGUGAAAAACGUUCUUGUUACAAUUCAAGAUCAAGAUGAAGUGAAAAUAGAAGAUGUAAUGGAUCAUCUUGAGAAGGAGAUUAAUGCAAAAAAGUUUGUAGACGCACGUUUAAAAGGUCGUGUAAAAUUUGAAAACCAUCCGAACCGAAGACAAUACGGUGUGGAUGUUACAGAACCCCCAAAAUUGGGAAAAAUUUGUCGUUUUUGUGACAACUCAAAUCGUAUAUCAGCGAACUGCCGAACAAUCACUGAUAUCAAAUCAAGGCGAAAUAUGGUGAAAGAAGCCAGACAAUGCUGGAAAUGUUUCUCAGAAGAACACAGCAGUUAUGACUGUCAGAAACCAAAUUGUCCUAAAUGUGGCAAAAUGCACGAUGUAAGCCUUUGCAUUUCCACUUCAAAUGAUGGUACCAGGACAAGAUAUAGCGCUGGUGACCGAUCGCGCAAUCAAAGCUCCUCCAAUACCGUACCAGUUCCAAGAAAUAACACUACUACUCGGAAUCAAUACGGCAAUGGCCGCAAUAAUGGUAACGUCCGCAACAAUCAGCAGACAAAUCCUCAUACAGCUGAUCACAGUACUAACCAUUCAGCCGAAGGUUCCGUGUACAUUGACAAAAGAAAAGAGCAAGUAGUCCUGAUGACUGCCGAAGGAAAUGUUUGGAAUAAUAACACCAGACAAUCCGAAAAACUCCUGUUUUUCUUUGACACUGGAGCUGAAAAAACCAUCAUUAGAGAGCAGACCGCAAGGGAAUUUGGUCUUCCGACUCAGAAAACCGAAAUCUGCACAAUGUCAGGUAUAGGUGGACAUACCGAAAAAUAUCAAACAAACAUUGUCCCCCUCAAAAUCAGCAAUGCCUUUGGCAAGGAGAUCCAUAUGACGAUUCAAACCAAGCCAAUUAUCACCAAUGGCUUUUCGUCUGUACGUCUCAACGAUGCAGAUAAACAAUACCUCCAAGACAAUGAGAUUUGCAUAAACAAUCCGAGAGUUCGCGGUGAACAUCAAAACCCGCAAAUAUUAGUCGGUCUAGAUAACUAUUACGACCUCGUAAACACAGUUGACACUAUAACUUUGCCAUCUGGAUUACGCACUGCGCGUACGGUAUUCGGACCAACGGUACACGGCAAAGGGUCAAUCAAUUCGCAGCAAGAAGCGACAACGAUAACACAUGGCCUCAGCCUCGUUCAAGAACAGAAUGAAUCAGAAAUUCUACAGAAGUUGUUCGAACUAGAUGGUUUAGGAAUAUCAUCAGAAGAAUGUACUAAGAACGAAAACACAUUCGAGUACUUCAAAAGCUAUUCGAAAUCAAUAUCGUUUGAAAACGGCGUUGUAACCGUACCCUUUCCCUUGAAAGAUAAUGUCAUCGACCUAACGGAUAAUUACGGAAUAGCGUACCGUCGAUUGAUUUCGUUACAAAGACAACUAUCAAAUAAUAUCCACCAACGUGAGUGGUAUAACAAAAUAAUGAACGAUUAUAUCCAAAACGGAGUUGUCGAAUUAGUCCACGGACAAAAUAAAAAUUCGGCCGGCACUUACUACAUGCCACAUUCCGGAGUUUGGAAGCCAGAAAAGGCAAAACCAUUGAGGAUAGUAUUUGAUGCUUCCUCUAAGAGAGUCGGACAGCUUUCGCUGAAUGAUGUGAUCUACACAGGAGAAUCCUUCGUGAACAAAAUUCAUGAUGUUCUAGUUGCAAGUAGAACCAGUGGAAUUAUUCUUUUAUGCGAUAUUGAAGCGGCUUUCACGCAAAUCAGACUAGUGGAAGAUCAUAAAGAUUUGUGUCGGUUUUUAUGGCUGAAAGACAUGAAUAAGCCUCCAAAUCGAGAUAACAUAGCAGAAUACAGAUUCAAUCGUUUGCCCUUCGGUAACACCUCGGCACCAAGUAUUCUUAACAUGGCCAUUCUGGCAUAUUUAAAUCACAAGAAUACUCCGCUCUCACUGGAGAUUGCAAAACAUAUUUAUGUGGACAAUAUUCUAUUAUGCGCCACCACCAAAGAGGAAGCACUAGAAAAAUAUACUGCUUCAAAGAAUAUUUUCCGUGAAAUCGGCAUGAAUUUACGAGAAUAUAUUUCAAACUCUGCUGAAGUUAACAGAGCUAUCCCAAGAGAGGAUAGAGCGCCCACAGACAACAUAAAACUUCUUGGCGUCAAAUAUGACACCAAAUCGGACGAAUUUGUGAUGAAAGUUACAAUUCCACAAAAAGAAAAACUAACCAAACGCGAUAUUGUAAGCCAAAUAAACUCGAUCUAUGAUCCCGUAGGCCUCGCAAGCCCACUGAUUAUAAAACUGAAGUCUCUAAUGAGAGAAAUUUAUGAUACAGGGAUAGAAUGGAAACAAUACGUUCCGCAAGCGCUGUGUAUUAAAUGGAAUUCUGUAAUGCAAGAGAUAAACAAUGCAUGUAUAAGGGUCAGUCGACCAUUGCUACGUUCUCCCACGUCUCACACCUCAAGAAUUUCCUUAUGGGUGUUUUGUGACGCCAGCAAAAUGGCAAUAUCGAUAUGCGCAUAUCUGAGGUGCGAAAACACUAAUGAGAUCACUUCAUUGAUUAGUGGAAAGAGCAAGCUAACACCAAAAAAGAUCCAGCAGACUAUACCACGCUUGGAAUUGUUGGCUAUCUUAAUAGGACUGCGAAUGGCGAAAACCAUUCUUGAUUCAAUAAACAUUGAAAUUAUUUCCGUAAAUGACGCCAGUGAUAGCGAAAUAGCACUUCAGUGGAUAAGGUCUUCACGCAAACUUCCGAUAUUCGUGACUAAUCAGAAGGAUCGCAUUUUGAGAUUGAAGACUCAAAUCGAAGUCAAAUCCAUCCCAGUACAUCUAUUUCAUGUUCCAACACAUCAUAAUCCAGCAGACGUUGGAACUCGAGGCACAACGGCAAGCCUCAUCAGUGAUCAUGAUUGGGUGAGAGGACCCAGAUGGCUAGAGCACGACCAGCAAACUUGGCUUAUUCGAUCCAUAGAUAACCUCAGCUGUGAUCAGUUUUACGAAGAAAUAGAGGACAAUCAACAUGUGAAUGUUGAAACCACAAACGAGUCAGCGGAAUCAUCCCGUUUAAUAAUAGAUCUAGCUCGUUUCUCUCGCUACAAAACAGCUCUUCGAACAUUCUCAGUUGUUGGAAAAUUGCUGAGUAAAUGGGUGAAACGGUGCAAUUACACCAGGUCAACAUCGAUUACACUAAACGUACUCUCCCUCUAUACAAAUGAAGAUGUCAUUGCUGCGGAGGAUAUGGAGAUCUCUGAGAAACUCAUCUUAGCAGCUAUCCACGAAAACAUCAACGUGCAAAAAUUGCAGAAACGAUUCCCAAAUCAGAAGAUUAUCAGAGACGAAAAAGGUAUCAUUCGAUACAAGUCACGCAUUCAGAACGCCAAUUUGCCAUAUGAUGCAAAAAUGCCAAUUUUCAUCCCGAAUUACUCGGAACUAGCCAGGCUAAUCAUUCAUGACCUGCAUUAUGGAAACGCACACUACGGCAAAGAACAGACAUUAGCGCUGGCAAGACAACGAUUUUGGAUUCCCCAGCCAUCUAGAAUGAUCAAGAAAUAUCUGCGUACAUGCAUUACGUGUAAGAAAUGCCACGGAUUGCCAUAUGGAGCACCAGAGAUGCCACCAUUACCAACAGAUCGGGUAAUAGUAACCAAACCCUUUGCCAAUGUUGGAUGCGACUAUAUGGGACCAUUUGAGUCAAACGUCAAACAGAAAAUAAUUGAAGCGAUAAUUAAUACUCGUCCGUUGACAAAAGUAAGUGCAACGGAUCUUGAUGAAAUACCGAUAAGACCUAUCGAUUUCCUACAAGGAAAUCUAAAGUACUCUAUUCCAAGCACGCAGUUACAGUGCAGUAAUGGCGAUACAGUAUAUGAUCCCGAGUUGCUUCAGACAGUUGCGCAAGCACAGGAAGCAUUAAUGUUUUCGGAAACGAUCGCUACAGUAUUUUGGGAGCGAUGGAACAAAGAGUAUCUUACAUCCUUGAGAGAUAACCAGAGAGUGCUACUAAAACAACCGCGGCAUGUGACAAAUACACCGCAAAUUGGAGAAAUUGUACUUAUUGAGCAAGAAUUUCUUCCACGUGGUAACUGGAUGUACGGCAAAGUACUAGAAACAGUACCAAGUGCAGAUGGUCUUGUAAGAUCAGCGAAACUCCUUACGCCAAACAAAAGAGUUAUCCAAAGACCACUCAACAAGUUGUAUCCCUUAGAAAUACGUAGUUCUGUGGAAGACUCACAUCUAGAACUCGAAAAAGACUCCACUUCUGAGCGGGAGAUACACCAGAAAGAAAGAGUAGAUUCAGCAGAAUCAUCUUCCCGCAGAACUCGUCCAACUAGACAAUCGAAAACACAUGCCUUAAAAGUCAUCCAAGAAUUUGAAAGAAGUCUUGACCGACCUUCUACUUCUUCAAUGACAGCGACAGCACAUGAGAACAACUCAAUAAAGUGCAACGAAGGAAGAGUAGAAAUAGUGCCUCCUUCAUCAAGAUUUGAGCUUUGCAUCAACGCAAUGUGCAGAAUUAUGUCUAACGUAUCGAAAUCGUAUAUAUUUGAAUUGGAAAAAUCAUCAUUAGAUGAAAAUAGCACGAUUACGUUACGCUCUGAAUGGGAGAGCUCAGUGGUCUUCUCGACUAUGCAGUGCGAACCGCCAGACUUUUGCGAAAAAUCGGCCUUGCUGAUGAGCAAAGAUCUUAUAGGUAAUCCUCACUGUUGGCCACUUGGAGCCAUAAUCACCUUAACAAUGUUAGUUUACCUUUCGAUCAAUAGCAUCAUGUUGAUCAUAUGGUUAAUUAAAUGCACACGAAAUGCAAAACGGAAAGGAACUCCGAAUUCCACAUCCGAAGAAGAAACAAUUCCAAUGAGAACAUUCAAUCCACAUCCGAUCAAUAUACCGUCCGCCUUGUUGAUUUGUGUCACACUCUUGGCACUAGCAAGCAAGUUUCAUUAUUCUUCACUAGAGAGACGAAACUCAAGAUCUACCACACAACGAGAUGCUCACAAAUGGGCUCUUGCACUCAGUAGAAUUAGGCUGGACGAAGUAAUUCCUGAGUUCAAAAGAUCAUCUCCAUAUCCAGGAUACUCAAUUUGUGGUAGCACAUGCGGCGGUAUAGCAUGCGGUUGCUUCCUACCAUUUCCAGCAUGUACGUUUCUGAGGAUUGCUCAUGUUCCGAAGAAGACGCAGACUGUCUUUGAAGUAGUAAGUUGCAUGGAAUGGCAACCAGUAAUCCAAAUUGACGUCGAUUUCAUGCUUUAUAAUAAAGGAAAGCUGAAAUCUUUCAGUUUACAACCUUAUGUUACACAAAAGUAUGAUGAACUGUCACUGACAGUCAUUUCUUUGCAAAAACCUCAUUCUCCAUUGAUGGACAAAAGAUUCGCUGUAACCCCAAUGGAGGCGAUGAUGCUACCAGAUCAUUAUCAACUUCCCGUUGAAUGCGAGUCAGAAGCAUCUGCUCUCGAUGCCUUUGUGAACUGCACAAAUCGCAUGAUCUGUUCUUGCGAAAAUAUGAAAGCACCGCAAACAUGUCAGUGUCCACAUGAUUCACUCCAAAAUUUGAGGAAAGAAGUGUCAAAUGUAAUGCCCAUACGCACUCCGUUCACGGAAAUCUUCAGUGAUAGCAAAGAAAUCUAUGCGCUCUCCAAGCAAGGAGAGCGCAUAGAUUUCUUUGCUUAUUGGAGGCACUGA